Dicentrarchus labrax (European seabass) is the source of this 3891-nucleotide messenger RNA. RefSeq names its product docking protein 6 (gene dok6). NCBI's taxonomy places the organism in Eukaryota, Metazoa, Chordata, Actinopteri, Moronidae. Gene Ontology annotation, biological process: positive regulation of MAPK cascade; cell surface receptor protein tyrosine kinase signaling pathway. The record is from RefSeq and is a predicted model, not a curated record. Gene Ontology annotation, cellular component: cytoplasm. The coding region runs from base 241 to 1239 and encodes 332 amino acids. The transcript is spliced from 8 exons.
AUGGUCUCUCCCUCCUCUCCCUCCUCUCCUCUCCUCUCCUCUCCCGGAUGGAUCGCGCCGCUGAAGCCGGGCAGCCUGAGCGCUGACACAGGAGCAGGUUGCCCACCGCCCGCUCUCCUGCCGCUGGAUGUCACACCGACCGACCCUCGAGAAAAGAUUCCGCCACCCCCUCCCAAAAAAAAGAGGUUACUUUAUUGAAUUUUCCCUCCUCGGGCAGGAAGCUACCCGCUUCCCCUCACCAUGGCUUCCAACUUCAACGACAUAGUCAAACAGGGAUACGUGAGGAUACGGAGUAAGAAACUGGGGAUCUUCCGGAGGUGUUGGCUGGUGUUCAAGAAGGCCUCCAGUAAAGGACCCCGACGGUUAGAGAAGUACCCAGAUGAGAAGGCAGCGUACUUCAGGAGCUUCCACAAGAUCACUGAGCUCCAUAACAUCAAGAACAUUACCCGGAUGCCGCGGGAGACAAAAAAGCAUGCUGUGGCGAUCAUCUUCUGUGACGACACAUCCAAGACAUUUUCCUGUGAAUCAGAGCUCGAUGCAGAGGAAUGGUGUAAGCUGCUGUGCGUGGAGUGCCUGGGCAGCCGACUCAACGACAUCAGCCUGGGAGAGCCAGACCUGUUAGCAGCGGGGGUGCAGCGGGAGCAGAACGAACGUUUCAAUGUGUACUUAAUGCCGACCCCUAACCUGGACAUCUACGGGGAGUGCACCAUGCAGAUCACCCAUGAAAACAUCUACCUGUGGGACAUCCACAACGCCCGCCUCAAACUCGUCAUGUGGCCUCUCAGCUCCUUGCGCAGAUAUGGACGAGACUCCACCUGGUUCACUUUCGAGUCUGGAAGGAUGUGUGACACAGGAGAGGGUUUGUUCACGUUCCAGACGCGGGAGGGGGAGAUGAUCUACCAGCGGGUCCACUCGGCUACGCUGGCCAUUGCCCAGCAGCAUGAGAGGAUGAUGGAAGAGAUGGAGAAGAGCUCCCAGAUCCACUCCAGAGAGACGCUAACCAAGUCCAUCUCCCUGCCACGCAGCGCCUACUGGCAGCACAUCACGCGUCAGAACAGCGUGGGAGAUCUCUACAGUUACCAAGGAAGUGGCCUGACAAUGACUUUCAUCCCUCGAGCACAGACGUUCCCCAGCUUUCUGUCUGAUGAGCCAGAACGGGAGGAGAGCCAGCACCAGGAAGAGGCGCCAUCGCCCUCUAGUGGCUGUGAAUCCAGCUGCAGCCUGAGACCCCUUCAAUGACAGAGAAUUGCUGCACCGAAACUGGACACUCUCCCCCCCACUAUUGUAGAAAGGAUGUAGAAAUAUGUAUAGUGACAUGUGUAAUAUAUCAUUUCCUGGUGAACAAUAGUGUCAACUGUAGAGCGAGUGGUACAUAAAAAAAAAAGGAUCCUUAAAAGGGUGAUUGGUUUUUUCCUAUGUUUUGUGACAGCAGCAGUAGCUUCAAAGAUUGCACCAAAAAUCCUGUAAGUGUAGUUUUACAGUAUUUUAUGUUGUCAUUUUGCUGUUAAAGGCAGCAAGAUCCCCCCCCCCUUUUUUUUAUUUUUUAAAUCACUACACCGUACAAGAAGUUAGAGGUACUAACACACCAAAAUUCCACUGUAAAACAAUGUUUAAAAAAAGUCUUUUGUUCUGAAACUGAUGAAAUCGCACCAGGCUCACUCUAACAAUGUGCCGCUUCAGCAGCUAUUUCCAGAGAAAUUCCACCUUUUUUUUUUUUUUUUUGACACAUAAUCCUCCCAUACUUACUGUACUUCUCUCCCUCUCAAGAAUGUGAAAUUGAUCGAUGCCUUACACAAAAAAACGCUCGACUUUGAUGGCAGUGAUGAAUCAGCUAAAGCCCUUAAUCGGUUACAACCGGCAAAAGGGAAAAAGUCAUUCAGAAAUGUGCUUCAAGGAUAUAGGAGUGGACCGUCGUGUCAGAAAUGAUAGAAUGCAACCUUCUCUCAGCCUCUGCUUUAAACUGCCAGCCCUACAUUACACUGCUAGAGCAAUUUGGUUUUAAUAGCUUCCUCGCUCUUCUCCAGCCCCAUAUGUGUUAUAUGAUAACUGGUUCAUUAGCAAAAAGGAGAGAAGGUUAGUGACCUGAUUUGGGGGGGGGUGUUAUGCAAGGCAGGAGUAAAGUAAGUAAAGUUUUAUGUUCAUAUUCAAGUAAAAUUUAGGGGAAGAAAAUAUAGCUUCAGUAUAUUUCACUGAGAAAACUCGGUUAAAUACACAAAAACAGGUAAAAGUCAUUAAGGAAUAGUUUAAUAUUUUGGGGAAAUCAUUUACUUUUUUACUUACUUACUUUUUUUUUUUUUGCCAAGAGUUACAUGAGAAAGUCGAUAACAUUCUGUAUGAUGUCUAUACGUCAAAUAUGAUGCUACAGUCAGGCGUUCACUUGCACAAAGCCUGGAAAUGUGGCCCGGCUCUGUAAAUCUGCCUACCUGCACCUCUUAAAACCACAAUUUGUUGUUUUUACACUUCAGUUUUUGUACGGAAUAAACAGAUGAGAUAUAUAUCGUGUUAACCGGUGAGCUUUAGAGGUGCUGGAUUGGUUCCUUUCGUUUCGAGGCUUUGUGCUAAGCUAAUCAAACUAACCCAGCUGUUGGGAGUAGCUUCAUAUUUAGCAUACAUACAUAUUAACUCUUGGCAAAAAAAAGACAAAAAUGUAUUUCCAAUCUUUUUCCAAAAUGUCAAACUAUUCCUUUAUAAACUGAUUAAAUGGCUGAUCAUAAGGAUACAUAUGGCCUGACAGCUACUUUAUUUUAAGUGUCAGAUACCCUAUACGGCUUUGUUUUCCAUCCGUUAGCAACAGUAUGAACUAGGAAGAAAUAUUAGUGAUCAAAAUCAGCAGAAAACCUGUCAGUCAUCCUUUCUGUAGCAUGCAAGUUUUUAAAUUUGAGUACACGGCCGCUGUGACGAUGAUGUUCUCUGCAUUGUCCUCCUUGAGUAUGAAGUGCCUUCUGACACAGACCGCAGAGUGUGAGACCUUACCAAAGCAACGUCUUUGGGCUUCGAGUUUACCAUUGUGGAUAUAGAAUUUAGCUGUGUACCUUCAAAACAUUUAGAAAAGUCUUAAGUUUCUCUCAAAUACUGUCGACCCAGCUGUGAAAUGCCAUGUUACACCUGAACUGCUCCUAAACCUUAACCCAACCAGAGCUCUUUGAAAGCAGCAGACACUUAUUUAUCUCUUUAAAUAUUUGUGGUUAAAGUGGUUUUGCGCUUUUAGUUCCAUGUUUGCAUUAAAAGAAAAAAAAGACACGGAUCUCUCCAAUCUAGAAAUUACAGCAACGACUGAAAACUGAAAGGAUUCCAAUGACAAUCAGUUUGAGGUAGCAAAGCAGUCCUUUAAUGUCAAACUUGAUCACUUAUUUUGUGUAGAAACCCUGUGGAACUGAAGUACAGGCACUUCUUUGUGUUAGGUUUUGCAGUCAGGCACCUUAAUUUUAUUUAUUAUAUUUAAAAAGAGUUCAACCUUCAUAUUAAUUUGAGCCUCAAACAAAGUGCAAAAUCUGCACGUGUCACAGAGACAGUUUGUUGACUGGCCACUAUCGAUCCCUAUAGUUUUCUUGAGUCUUAGCUCAAGUGUAUAAUAGUUCCACCACAUCUGGACCAUUGGAGCCGUACUAAGUGAGAAGACUGGAGAACGUUCAAGUUCACUGUGUUUGUCAUUUUCUGCAGUUUUUGUUGUUUAUUGUAGCCAUUCGCUCGUUUGUAGGUAUGACGUGUCGUCAUGAUUUCUGUUUUUGUUACUCUGAUGAUUGUUUGUGUCCGCCAUGUUUUGUGUUCUGUCAGAUUAUAUGUUAAUAGCACUUUGAAUACAUUGAGUGUAGGACUACAGUUUUCACUAAAUGUACAUAUGUAAUGUUUUUGAUGAUAAAAAGGGUAAUAAAUUGAAUGUUCUACCACGUA